Theobroma umbraticum is the source of this 3476-nucleotide messenger RNA. RefSeq names its product disease resistance protein RPM1-like. The record is from RefSeq and is a predicted model, not a curated record. Gene Ontology annotation, biological process: defense response to other organism. Lineage: Eukaryota; Viridiplantae; Streptophyta; Magnoliopsida; Malvales; Malvaceae. Gene Ontology annotation, molecular function: ADP binding.
CCAUUCUGUAAGAACAACUCAAAACAGAAGGGUCAAAGCAUUCGGAUUGAUGAAAUAUCGCUUUCACAUUGGUAAAGUAGACUAGAUCACCGCUAACUUCUGACUAUAGAAGCCAACUCGUGUUCACAUAUAUUGCAAUGCAAACGGAAUAAACACUAAAAAGUCAAUGGGAGAAAUUGAUGGAAGUUCUUGGAAUUUUCCUUCACAAAUGCAACGAAAAGGUGAAGAGAAUAAACUCCAAGGGGUUGUUGAUACAGACCCUUUCUUCAUAAAUUAAGUUGCAAAAUCAUGCAAGGACUCAAUUCUAACAUCUUAUUCAGCUGAGUGAAAGAAACAUUCAGAAAACAAAUUAUGGCUGAUACUGCUGUCAGCUUAGCAAUCGACAAGCUAAUUGUUCUGCUCACGCAAGAGGUAAACCUUUUAACCGGUGUCCACAGAGAAGUUGCAGAACUCAAAGACGAGCUGGAGAGUAUUAGAUCUUUUCUAAAAGAUGCAGAUUCCAGGUUGGAGAAAGAGAGUGUCAGCAGCAGUGUCAAGACAUGGGUGAAACAGGUAAGACAAGCAGCUUAUCGUAUAGAAGAUGUCAUGGAUGAGUACAUGCUUCGCGUGGCAAAACAUCGUGACCAACGCGGUUUCAAGGCUUUCCUCAAUACGAUGGUUUGCUUGGUGAAGACUGUUAGACCUCGUCAUGAAAUAGCCUCGGAGAUUCAAGAUAUUAAAAGAUCAAUCCGUGAGAUCAAGGAGAGAAGUCAAAGAUAUAGUUUCAGUUCCUUGGAGCUAGGGGGAUCAAGUUCUAAUGCUGAGAAUAACCAUACCUGGAAUGAUCCUCGAGUUGGCUCCCUCUUUCUUAAGGAAGAUGAACUUGUGGGAAUUGAACCUGUGGAAAAUGAACUCGUGAGCAAAUUGGUAGAUGGGGCAUCGCAGCGCACUGUGGUUUCAGUGGUGGGUAUGGGGGGAGUAGGAAAAACCACUCUUGUCAAAAAAGUUUAUGACAACCAAGUUGUCAUCGGACACUUUGAUUGUCAUGUUUGGAUCACAGUGUCUCAAUCAUACAAAUUAGAUGAGGUACUUCGAAGCAUGAUAAAGCAGUUCGCCGGAGAAAGAAAUGAGCACGUUCCUCAUGGAAUUGACACCAUGCAUCAGGGGUCCUUGAUCAAUAAAUUCAGAGAGUGCUUAUCAAAGAAGAGAUACUUGGUUGUGUUUGAUGAUGAGUGGAAAAUUGACUUUUGGGGAGAUGUGGAACACGCUUUACUCGAUAACAAUAAAAGUAGCAGAGUUAUGAUCACAAGCAAGAUUAAGGAUGUUGCUGAGUUUUGCAAGAGAUCUUCACUUUUAUACGUCCAUCAACUAGAUCCUCUACCUAUAAAGGAGGCACAGAAGCUCCUAUGCAGAAAGGCAUUUCAAUUUGACGUGGAAAAACAAUGUUCUCCAACAUUGGAGAAAUUGUCCUUUGAAAUCGUUAAACGAUGUAAAGGCUUGCCACUUGCAGUUGUGGCCAUUGGAGGACUUUUGUCAACCAGAGGUAAGGAUUUGUCUCAAUGGCAAAACUUGCUGGAUAGUCUCACUGCAGAGUUACACUGCAAUCCUCACCUCAUCAAUAUCAAAAGAAUUCUUUCUUUCAGUUACCUUGAACUUCCUUCCCACCUUAAACCUUGUUUCUUGUACCUUGGCAUGUUUAGAGAAGAUUGCCCUAUUAACUGCUCCAAACUAGUUCGGCUUUGGAUGGCAGAAGGGUUUGUGAAAGAAAAGCAUGGCAUCACCCUGGAAAAGGUUGCAGAGGGAUACUUAACGGAGCUUAUUCGUAGAAAUUUGGUUCAAGUGGUAGGACAUUUCUUUGAUGGCAAAGCUAGAUAUUGUGGAGUUCAUGAUUUGGUACGUGAGGUCAUUCUUUCCAGAUCAGAGGAGUUGAAUUUGAGAUUGGCAUCAGUGGAAAACUGCACGAGUCACGAUGGAACAGCCCGUCAUCUAUCUAUCUGCGAUGAGGCAGGCCAUGUUUCAGAGAUAACUAGUAACGCUCAAACUCGUUCUAUAAUCUUUUACAGGGUGGAUAAAUUGCCAAAUCCUUUAUUCAAUACCUUUUUCGCAAAUUUGAAGCUUUUAAGAGUUUUGGAUUUUGAAGGAAGCCUUUUGCAGUACCUACCAAAAGAAUUGGGAAAUCUACUAAAUUUAAGAUAUUUAUGUCUUAGAGAUACUAGAAUAAAGAUGCUUCCAAAGUCUAUAGGGAAGUUGCAGAACUUAGAGACAUUGGAUUUAAAGCGUUCCCUUGUGCAUGAACUACCAGAUGAGAUCAAUAGGCUUCACAGGUUGCAAUACCUUUUGGCGUUCUCUGUUAAUUAUGAUGGUGAAUUAAGCGUUGACACUCCACGAGGGGUGAAAAUACAAAAUGGAAUCAGGUGCUUGAAUGGUUUGCAGAAGCUUAGUUCAUUGGAUGUGGAGCACAGCAAGGUAGCCAUUAAGGAGUUGGGGAGGUUGAAGCAGUUGAGGAAAUUAGGGAUCAAUAAACUGAAAGCAGAAGAUGGGAAAAUUCUAUGUGCUGCAUUAAAGGAAAUAUGCUACCUUCAGUCGCUAAGUAUCUCCUCAGUGAACGAGGUAGAACCUCUUGAACUGCACUCACUAUCUUCCCCUCCUCCAUUCAUUCAACGCCUCUUGUUAAAGGAAUUGGAAAAGCUGCCUCAUUGUAUCUCCAAACUAAAGAGUCUUUCUAGAGUUUGUCUGUUUUGGUCAAAGCUAUCAGAAGAUCCACUGAAGGUCCUUGAACUUCUCCCCAAUUUGCUUGACCUUUGGCUUUAUGGGGGAUAUGAUGGUGACCAACUACAUUUUAAGGAGGGUCAUUUUGAAAAACUAAAGGUUCUAGGUCUUAGAUGCUUGAAUGGAUUGACUACACUAGAAAUAGAGAAAGGAGCAUUGCCUUCUCUUCAAGGUUUAGCAAUUGGGGGUAGCCCACAAUUGAAGGAGGUGCCCUCCGGCAUUGUUUGGAUGGACAAUCUCAAGUCUCUUGAGUUUUGGGAUAUGCCAACAGAAUUCAAAGAAAGGAUGCUACCAACAAAAGGCCAGGAUCUUUGGAAAGUCGGUCACAUACCAAAUGUCUUUUUCGUUUACAGUAGAGGAAUGAUGUGUAAAUCAUACAAGCUUUCUGAUUUGGAACUGGCAACUAUGUAGAGUUCAGCUGUCUUGGAAACCAAAUGUUCCGCAUGUUGUAGCUUUACUUGAUACAGGCUGCACUCUUCAAUGUGGACAGCUCAAGGAUGUACAACUGCAGGACUGCAUUUUGUCGCCAAACAUUCAACCUAAACAAGACAAGCUGACUUGUCUUUUUAACGUCAAAUGGUUGCUGUUCCGUUCAUUGGUUUUGUGUGUCACGUAAUAUUGUUUUAGUUUGUGGUCACUGCCAUGGCUUGGUUUUGUUCACAAUGAAUUAUUGUCUAUUGUUUACUUCCCACAGCAAUGUCCAUUUGCUUCAUCAAUGGUAUUUAUCA